AUGUCUUUUAUAACCAAAACCUCCACAUGCCGGGGAGAGGGAAGUCUGGGCAUCUCUGCUCAAGCUGCUGCCCCCGUGACCCGAUCUCGGAUAAGCGAAAGAGGAUGGAUGGAUGGAUGGAUUAUACACAGAAGUGAAAUAUUGUGUCUUGCAGGACUCAAUACUGGGACCUUAACUACCACAAAGUCAUGCUGCUCUGUCACACAGCCCCACAGAAUGAGUUUCGCCGCUAUCUUUCUUUGGUUCCUCUUGCUGUGUCUUGCCUAUGCAUAUGGAAACCAGACCUCCUGCUAUAAGGUUACAAAUUAUGAAAUAUCUUGUUGCCAUCUCAACCUUUCAUUUAUUCCUGAACACCUGGGACACGAACUUAAAAAAUUAGACUUGUCGCAUAACCACAUACGGAACCUCAACAGCAAGACUGCCAUAUAUCUAAAAUCCUUGCAGGAACUCAAUCUUGCAUGGAAUAAUCUUGGUGAAAGUGACAAAAAUGGACAACUCUUCUUACAGCCACUGACACAGCUGAGACUGCUUGACAUGUCAUUUAAUGAUCUAAAUUUGAAUGUGGCGACUGAGUUUCUGCAGAACCUGAGCUCUCUGCAGUUCCUGUACCUCAAAGGAAACAAAAUCGUCAAACUUUCUUCCCAUUUGUUCCAAGGAAUGCCCAACCUAUGCCAUAUCAACCUAGAGCAAAAUCUUAUCCUGGAAAUUGAAGAGGGAACCUUUGAGAACCUGAAAAGCCUUGCUGUGUUAAACUUAGCUAUUAAUGCACUGCACUGCAUUUCAGAUUUUAGGUUGCCUCAGCUGCAGGUUCUAAACCUUAGCCAAAAUUCCAUUGAGCUCUUUGUUACAGCUGAGAAAACAGACAUAUACCAACUGACAACUUUGGACCUUAGCCAUAACAGACUGCUUUCAUUUCCAAUACUUCCUCAAAAGAAUAUUCUACAACACCUCUACUUACAAAAUAAUCAGAUGGAUGUUUUAUUUACUAAAACUGUAAUUCUGGAAAGAAAAUUUUUACCGAAAGGAAUGGCAAAUUCACAUAUGGUGAAAGACGAUAAGUAUAACCAAAAUUCCAGAAACUGGCUUGGAAAUAUAACACAUUUGGACUUGAGUAAAAACCAUCUUUCAUCUGUCCCUUUUCAUAUUUUAAAAGAACUAGUUGCUCUUCAGCAUCUGGACCUUAGUGACAACUGUCUUCUGGAUAUCAUAAGCAAUAGCACUUCUUUGGAAGAACUGGCAUAUCUUCCUUCUCUUCAAUCUCUAGACCUUCAGAGAAAUCAGAUCAGAUACAUCCCUCAUGGCUUCUUUCAUCUUCUCCCAAAGAUUGAAGUACUACACCUGGGUGACAAUAGGGUGAAACUCUGUGGCAUCAUUGAUAAAAAUGACAGCUCAGUAACACAAGAAAAAAAAAAGGAUGAAAGGUGUGUGUCAUUUUCAGACAUAAGAACACUAAAGCACCUGAGCUUACAAAGUAACAACAUCACAAGACUUUUUCCUAAUAUGUUCCACCAGACUCCACUGGUUACACUUGACCUCUCUGGCAAUAAUAAAUUGAAAAUUGCUGAGGGUGCACUGAAUGAUUUAAACCAGAGUCUGGAAGUACUUAAUUUAAGCAGCAAUCAUAUGACCGCCAGCGAGUUACGUUUGCCAUGUUUACCAAAGUUACAAAUGUUAGAUCUCUCUAACAACCGGAUAAAUACAUUGCCCAAAGGCAUUGCUUGUGCUGCCUUAGUGGAAGCAGAUGUAAGGAAUAAUUCUUUGAGAAGUCUGGAUGAGUGGAUGGUAGCAUAUUGGUCAGCCACUCUUCAGUCUCUUUGGAUUAGUGGAAAUCCUUUCAACUGCUGCUCUUUGACUUGGCUGAAAGUUUUGACUGAAGAAAGAAACAUUCAUCUCCCAGAUCUUCAGCUUGCUCAUUGUCUUUACUGGCACAACACCACACAAUCCGCUAAUGUGACAAAUAAUCACUCCCAGCACUGUCUGGCCGAUGCCUCUACAGUUGGAGACAUGCUGGUGCUGAUUCUAAUUAUAUUGCUCUUUGUAGCUCUUUCAAUGACGGCUACUGUGUAUUUUUUAAGUAGAAAAAAGUGCCACAGACUUGUGGAAUUUAAAAGCAACAAAGUGGCAUGUUUUCAGUACAACCAGGAUGCUAAGCAAAGCCACAAAGAGCCUCAACUUGAUAUGUUUGUGGCUAAUAACUGAAGUUCAAAUCAGUGCUGUCUCUGGUCAAAACACAUUCAUCAAUGUAAAUUAAGCAUUUACAUUUAUUUACUUAGAAGACGCUUUUAUCUAAAGUGACUUACAAAAGUGGUCAACAUAACUGCAGAAACAUCAUUCUGGGUGACUGUUUGGGAACAAGUAUUACAGGCGAAGAAUACAAAAUUGAUCAUCACAAGUGAAGAGUGCAGAACAAAAUGUAAGCUAGUCACAAUUUCUUGAUUGCAAAAACUUGACAACUAAUAUCAGAGAGAAAUUCACCAAACAAGAGGGUCUUCAAACGUUUCUUAAACACACUGAAGGAGUCACAAUAUCAAAUGGUGGUCGGCGUCUCAUUUCAUCAGCUGGGAGCUAGCUACGUAAGAAAAUGAGGCAUAUUAAAAAGGAGCACAGUUAUAAAUAUGACAGGCAGUUUCCUUACUUCUUGUUCAAAGAGUGAUUAUUACCUGAAAAUAGUGCAAAGCUACAAAAAAAGCUUUAAGUUGUUAAAACAUUUCUGAUUUAUAUCCAAGCAGCCAUUCUUAAAUACAGCAGAAAGCUAUGAGCCAAAGCUACCAUAUGAUGCUACACUGUUAAUAAGAGUGGGUAUUACUUAAUUAUGUGCAGAUAUCUUUAUAUACUCAUUUCAGACUUGCUACCUCAGUUAGUCAAAAACACUCAUUUAAAAAGAAAAUGUAACUGUAUUGCUCUGUGUAAGAGAUGUAAAGAUACACAUUUAAAUUGAAUUUGUUUUGCCAAAAUUGUUCUGCCAAUUGUAUGUGUGUUUUUAAAGUUCAGCAUUUUUUAUAAAUUCAAGUAG
Molecule: messenger RNA, 3013 nt
Organism: Erpetoichthys calabaricus (reedfish)
Lineage: Eukaryota; Metazoa; Chordata; Cladistia; Polypteriformes; Polypteridae
Product: transforming growth factor beta activator LRRC32-like
Exons: 4
Coding region: 1-2199 (732 amino acids)
Molecular function (GO): protein binding
Source: RefSeq, a predicted model, not a curated record